This is a messenger RNA of Seminavis robusta, 594 nucleotides long. NCBI's taxonomy places the organism in Eukaryota, Bacillariophyta, Bacillariophyceae, Naviculales, Naviculaceae. The record is from the annotation of a GenBank genome assembly.
AUGAUGGACUACAUGGAGGCAAAGUACAUGCCUUCAUCCUGUCCCAGUAAUGCUGAGGUGUGUGAUGCAGAAGAUCUUGUCUUAAACCAGCUUGAGGCCUUGACUCUGGAAAAUGAUUCUUUGGAUGUUGAGGACUUGGAUGAUGCAAGAGUCGCCAUGCCUGAACAGGAGUACUGUGAUCAGGAGGAUGAGAUGAUGUCCAAAGCCCGAACUGUUUUCAUCUACAAGAACACUUCUCAAUUUGAAGAUGUAAUGUCAUCCCACAGUCUAUUUUCUGGCAUCCUUAUUGAUAAUGGCAGUGGGGGUCUGGACUUGUAUUGUGUGGUUCGCAGCUUCAAGAAGAAUACAUUUGGUUGGUCAAAGGUAACUUUCGAUGACUCCAAUGGCAUUCUUUUACUGGGAUUGUGGUAUGCUCAAUUUCAUUUGGGGACAUCAUGGUUGAAGGUUGCCCAAAUAGUCCCCAGGAAGUUAAGGCCAAGGCAAAGAUGGCUGUUGUUGGAAUUCCACUCUGGUACAUAUUUGGGAAGGGGCAUGAACAUGCCAACAAAUUUUGCAUCCUUACAAACUGGUGGAAGCAAGGGACAAGGAUGGUAG